AUGCCGGCGCUAAACCAUCGAUGCUUUAGCGCGCGGAACCCGUUGGCGAAGGCCCUUGCGCUUACAGCUUGCAUCUUCAUCAUGUGUGCGCUACUCCUGCGUUCCGAUACAAUCGAUGUCCGGAAAGCCAUCGCGAAGUCGGCGGCCUCGGCCAAAGAAGCAAUAUCUUCCCAGCGGCCGUUGGGGAAUUACUACGACGGGGGAUUGGGGGCCGACUGGAGCGCACCGGUCGAGCAGGACAGCAGUCAACCGGCCCUUUCUCCCCCUUCGACAACUUCCAAUUCAUCGCACGACAUGACUUGCGACUACGACAUGGGACGGCUCAGAAAGUGGCAGGAGAAGUACAAGAUGCAAGAGGUGUUCGAAUACACGAAGAGAUAUGUGCAGGUGGAGCGUAAAGACAUUCCCAGGAAGUCCAUAACGAGGCUAGAGCAAAAGUUCUUGCCCGAGCAGGCCAAGGUGGUGGACAUCAACAAGCAAUACCAGGCUGAGACAUGUCCGGAGCCGUUGGUAGCGCCCGUCCCGCGGUCCCCCUUCCCGGCUACGGCCAAGGCAUCCGACUUCAUGUUCGGCGUGUCCACCACCUACAAGCGAUUCACGGACCCAAAAACAAGUCCGGUCAACGAGUGGACGUACUGGCUGACAGAUGGCAAUGGCACCUCGAACGGGGGGAAGCUGAUCUUGAUGCUGCUUGACGCAUCUGACGCCGACUUGGAAGAUGCCGACGCCCAGCUGCGCAAGGAGGGCAUCGACGUGGAUGUGUACAAGUCGGAUGCAACCUUGGAGAUGGCGGUGCGCUACCUGACACUGGUGCCCACGUUGUAUAAUCACCCCGAGCGAAAGAACAAGAAAUGGCUCGUCACCUGCGACGACGACACCUUCUUCCCCUCUUUCCAUGCGCUGGCCGAGAGAUUCGAGCAGUACAACCACGAGGCGCCCAUGUAUAUCGGCACGCUUUCCGAAGAUAUCAACAACGUCGCCCGUCACGGAACCCAGGCCUUCGGCGGCGCCGGGGUAUUUCUCAGCGUUCCCAUGGCCAAGGUGGUGGCGGAAAAGUACGACUCGUGCCGCACGCAGGAAAAGAUCCGCCAGUCCAACUCGGGCUGGGGACCGCAGGGAGACAUCCUGCUGCGCAAGUGCAUCUACGAGAACUCGAACACGAAGCUCACGACGCUGUGGGACCUGUGGCAGAUCGAUCUGUACGGUGACCCGUCAGGCUUUUACGAGUCGGGCAUCAAGCCGCUCUCGCUGCACCACUACCGCGGCGGCGGCUGGCACAUCGCACACCCCUGGCACUACACCAAGGUCGCACACGUGUGCGGCGAGGACUGCACUCUGCAGAGGUUCCAGACGGCCGACAACUUCAUCAUCUCCAACAGCUUCAGCGUGGCCUACUACCCGCGGGGCAUCGACUUUGAUCUCAACCAGUUCGAGCGCACGUUUAGCCCUGCGCCACAGGAUAAGGGCUGGAAUCUAGAUUAUAUGCUCGGCCCCCAGCGGGAUUCCCUGCAUCGGACGGGCCGCAAGAUCUCGUGGGACCUGCAGGAAGCGACGCUCAACGACGACGGCACCGUCAGCCAGAUCUACGUGCGGAAGCACGACGACUGGCGCUGGAAGAUGCCCGACGGCUCCGCCAUGAGCACCCUAGACGGUCUUGUUGAGCUCAUUUGGUUACCAGAAGGGAAACCGGAGUGA
Messenger RNA from Lasiosphaeria miniovina, 1695 nucleotides. Its product is annotated as glycosyltransferase family 31 protein. The record is from RefSeq and is a predicted model, not a curated record. Gene Ontology annotation, molecular function: acetylglucosaminyltransferase activity. NCBI's taxonomy places the organism in Eukaryota, Fungi, Ascomycota, Sordariomycetes, Sordariales, Lasiosphaeriaceae. Gene Ontology annotation, cellular component: membrane. The transcript has a single exon. The coding region runs from base 1 to 1695 and encodes 564 amino acids.